Molecule: messenger RNA, 1941 nt
Organism: Cylicocyclus nassatus
Lineage: Eukaryota; Metazoa; Nematoda; Chromadorea; Rhabditida; Strongylidae
Source: the annotation of a GenBank genome assembly
AUGGAUGGCGAUGAUGGCUUCGACUACUUAUUCAAAAUUGUUCUUAUCGGAGAUAUGGGUGUAGGCAAAACUUGUGUUGUUCAACGAUUUCGAAAUGGUACCUACGUAGACAGGCAAGGAACAACAAUUGGUGUUGACUUUACAAUGAAAACCCUUGUCAUAGAUGGAAAGCGCGUGAAAUUGCAAAUCUGGGAUACUGGUGGUCAAGAGCGUUUCCGAACAAUUACCCAGUCUUAUUAUCGGUCAGCUAAUGGCAUUGUUCUUUGCUAUGACAUAACGUGCAAACAGUCUUUCAACAGUCUGCAAAGGUGGAUAGACGAUGUCUCCAAAUUUGCGGCCCCAAAUGUCGUAAAAUUACUUGUUGCAACGAAAUGUGAUUUGGAAGAACAGAGAGUUGUUGAGAGGGAAGAAGGUGAAAUAGUUCAAAGGGCAAAUGGAAUGUUUGCAAUGGUUGAGACUAGUGCGAAGAGUAACGUCAAUGUCGACGCUGCAUUUCUAGAGCUGGCAACAAUUUUGAAACGACAUUACGAUCAGGGUGUGCAUCACGACACCACUAGUAAUGAUACGUUUCGACUGGGUGCGAGAGGCACGACGCCCAUUGGAUCCACAUGGCAACAAUGCUGCCAGUGGAUGACGGAUCUAUUGUUGGAUCCAGCAAUCCGUACUUGGGUAUUUUUACCUAUAGUUGUUAUCACAUUUAUGAUUGGCGUGCUGCGACAUUAUGUUUCACUAUUGUUAAUGAGCAAGAAAAAGGUUGAACUCGAAAAUGUUGCGGAUGGACAAUAUUUGCUACGCUCUAGGCUUCUGAGAGAGAAUGGCAGAUUUCUUCCAAGGUCUUCCUUCAAUGCUCGCAGAAAUUUUCUUUCUGCUGAAGAUCAUGGUUAUCUUUCCAAGGCGAUGCAACGGCCAAGCAAGGGACCAAACCCAAUGGAUCCAAGUCAAGUGACAGAAAUGCUGAAGGGAAAUAUGAUGAAUAUGAUUCCCAUGAUUGUCGUGGGAGGUUGGAUCAACUGGACGUUUUCUGGCUUUGUUACUACACGGGUGCCAUUUCCACUUACACUGAAGUUCAAAGCCAUGUUACAGCGAGGAGUGGAUCUUGUAUCGCUCGACUCAGCGUGGGUCUCGUCAGCUUCAUGGUACUUCCUUUGUAUGUUCGGACUUAGAUCAAUUUACACACUCAUAUUAGGAGAAGAAAACGCAGCAGAUCAGUCCAAAGCAAUGGAAGAUCAGAUGACCGGAGCAGCCAUGUCACCGCAACAAGAUCCAAAAGCAGCUUUCAAAGCUGAGUGGGAAGCGCUGCAAAUGUAUCAACAUCAGUUCGCCCUUUGAGUACUGCGAUCUCUGAGUACAAGUUAUCUUUUCUUUUCCUUUGCUAAUGUUGUGGUUUUUGAGGACAAAGGUGCAUUUGCAGUCUGUUUCAUUUGCUACAGAAAAUGGCUGUGAAUUCCACAACUCCAAGCGAAACUGUAUGAGGUUGUAGUUUUUUUUUUGAGAGCAGGUAGUCGCUAUUAUCUUACUAUCCUAUCCCUUCUGAACUAGCUACACUCAAAAAUUGAAUGCUUUCAUACAAAAGUUACAUCUUGUAAGGUCGCUCCAUGACCAUUUUCUACGCCAAAUGAAGCUGAGUGCAAAUGCAUCGUACUCUGAAAAUCGACCAGAUUAAAAAUGACUGGUAAGAGUAUACAAUUGUCUUUCUCUCUGUUGGUAUCGACUUAACUUGAAGAGUCUAUUUAUUGUGCGAUAACUAUCUCAUCUUUUUGACAGGAUAAAAAUAUUACUGGCCGCACUUUUGGUAUCUAUACAGCGAAAUCCAACAGAACGCUUGGUAAAAUUCGUAGUAAAUCCGCAGCCACGACCACUGAAUGUCCGUCCUGCUGUCCACGUUGUGCUGCUCGUAGUAGCGUUUCCUACAUGGCUGAGUAAGAUUUACUACAGUAGGAC